This is a messenger RNA of Pieris macdunnoughi, 681 nucleotides long. The record is from the annotation of a GenBank genome assembly. Lineage: Eukaryota; Metazoa; Arthropoda; Insecta; Lepidoptera; Pieridae.
AUGUUAUUGAUCUUCUUGCUCGUCAACAAAAAACAAAACAUUUUCGUUUGCCUACUUUCAGAAUCGAGACCAGAGCUGUAUGAAGAAAUAAAGUUAUACAGAAAUGCCCGGGAACGUGAAAAGCAUGACAACAUGGCGGAGUUGUAUGCUGUAGUGAGCACACUACAACAUCUAGAGAAGGCUUAUAUGAGGGAUUGUGUACGAGCACAAGAGUAUACAGCAGCUUGUAGUAGACUUCUUGUUCAAUACCGUGUUGCAUUCAAGCAAGUACAGGGUGAUGAAUUCCCCACUAUUGAGAGUUUUGUCAGUAAAUUCAGGUUAGACUGCCCUGCUGCUCUUGAGAGGAUAAGAGAAAAUAAACCCAACUUGAUAAAAGAUGAUAAGGGUAAUACUAAUAAAUACAUUGCUGAGAUUGUAUCUCUAUUUAUAACACUCAUGGAUAAGUUACGACUGGAUUUACGAGCUAUGGAUAUGAUUCAGCCAGAGUUAAGAGAACUUAAAGAUGCCAUGGACUGCCUGACGAUGCUUCCUGAGGACUUUAUUGGAAAAAUUAAGGUACAUGAAUGGCUAGAAACGUUAUCUGCAAUGUCAGCAUCUGAUGAACUAUCUGAGGCUCAGGCGAGGCAACUUGUGUUUGAUCUCGAAACGUCGUUGGGAGCCUUUAAUAAAACACUACAUUAA